GUCCGUUGAAAAGAGCGAGGUGGGGGGGAAGCACGUCAAGCUCUGCUCUCUAGCUAGACGGCUCGGGCGAUCAGAGCUUGUGCUGGUACAUUUCAUUUAGCUCAGCCGGAGAAGAAGAACAUCAUUUUAGACCAGCAGAGAAAGAGAUUUCAACCGACUCUUGCACAGUGAGCGGACCAGACAGCAGAUCUCUCGUCUCCUUUCUCUUCAGCAGGCUGAUAAGGAAACCCAGAUGGACCACAGGAACGUGUCUGAUGACAAGCCCGUUCAGCGUUCUAAGUCUUUCAGUUUCAAGACACAGAAGGAGACCUGUGCAUCAUGUGAGAAGACGGUGUAUCCGAUGGAGAGAUUGGUGGCCAACAACCUCAUCUUCCACGCCACAUGCUUCUGCUGCAAGCACUGCAACACCAAACUCAGUCUGGGAACCUAUGCAGCACUGCAGGGGGAGUUUUACUGCAAACCACACUUCCAGCAGCUCUUCAAGAGUAAAGGGAACUACGACGAGGGCUUCGGACGCAAGCAGCAUAAGGAGCUCUGGGCCUCCAAGGAUGCAGAGAGCAUCACCAAGUCGGCAUAACCCUCAGUGAUUUCCAAAACUCACGUCUCCCUCCACUGGCCAAUGAUGAUGACCCUUUAUUUACUCUGCCCACAUCUUUGACACACAAUAAAUACACACACGUAGACACACUUGAGCCAGGCU
Rhinichthys klamathensis goyatoka is the source of this 700-nucleotide messenger RNA. It is a transcript of the gene limd2, whose product is annotated as LIM domain containing 2. NCBI's taxonomy places the organism in Eukaryota, Metazoa, Chordata, Actinopteri, Cypriniformes, Leuciscidae. Gene Ontology annotation, molecular function: actin filament binding. Gene Ontology annotation, biological process: actin filament bundle assembly. Gene Ontology annotation, cellular component: plasma membrane; actin cytoskeleton. The transcript has 4 exons. The record is from RefSeq and is a predicted model, not a curated record. The coding region runs from base 233 to 577 and encodes 114 amino acids.